AUGGCUGCUCAGCCAGCGCUUUCCAUCACUCCAGCUUCGGCUGCCCCUUUGGCCCCCGCGUUGGUUGCCAAGCCCACUGUUUCGCCGUCACCCGGCCCCGGUACACCCGGAUCCGUCACCUCCAAGGAAUGGGUAAUUCCACCCCGUCCUAAACCAGGUCGCAAGCCGGCCACAGAUACGCCCCCUACGAAGCGAAAAGCACAGAAUCGUGCUGCUCAGAGAGCCUUUCGAGAACGCCGAGCAGCCCGUGUGAACGAACUCGAAGACCAAAUCAAGCUCAUCGAGGACGACCAUGAAAUUCACGUCAACACGUUCAAGGAACAAAUCUCGAAUCUCUCGCGAGAGGUCGAACAAUGUCGAACCGAGAUGUCAUGGUGGCGCGACCGGUGUCAUACCCUGGAGAAAGAGGUUUCUGUCGAGAGAGCUGCAAGGGAAUCUCUCGUGAAGGAAUUCCGUGAGUCUUUGCCCGAUAAGAACACCUCGAGUACCGAUGCAGUGCCUUUGCCACCUCGGCCAUCAAAGAGAGCCCGCGUUGAAAGUGAAAAGAAUCCGUCGACCCACGACCACGAUGAAACGGAUGAAGAAGUCCCAUUGGGCUGUACCCGAUGCUCUACCACGCAUUGUCAGUGUAUUGAGGAGGCAUUUUCUAUGCCCGGCGUCCAGAUGAACAACGCGCUGCGCGAGCCUGAGCCGAAGAUCAAGUCUGAGCCAGAGGAAAUGGAGAUUGACUUCACAACUCGCUUUGCUGCUUCCCACAAUGAGAACACUGCUAGCCCUGUGUCGUCGCCUCCGGUCGACCCCUGUGGAUUCUGUUCGGACGGAACACCUUGCAUUUGUGCAGAGAUGGCCGCACAGGAGGACCAACGCCGACGCGGAAGCACAUUUGAGAACAAUCGCCUAGCACCCAUUCAAAAUAUCUCCCAAUUCACCCCACCCCCUUCCGACAGUGAUGUGCGCUCGGAGGUCACCCUGCCUCCCAUCAGCCAGGCAACUGCGGCAAACCCUUGCGCCAACGGUCCGGGGACAUGUGCUCAGUGCGUGUCAGACCCCCGAAGGACCCUUUUUUGCAAGACUCUAGCGGCUUCUCGCUCCGCCAGUGGUACCCCGACUGGAUGCUGCGGCGGUAAGGGUGCCGAUGGUGGAUGUUGCCAAACCCGUGCACCACCACCGCCGCCCCGCCGCAACACAGCAAAUACCGACCGCGCAUCAACACCCCUCACACUCUCCUGUGCCGACGCAUUCACAACCCUUUCUCGUCACCCGAACUUUUCUCGUGCCAGCGACGAACUCGCCUCCUGGCUGCCAAAGCUCCAUACCCUUCCCAACCCCCGAGACGUCAGCCAGACCACAGCCGCUUCCCGAGCCGCGAUGGAAGUCGAGGCCGCAAGCGUCAUGGGCGUGCUGCGUUACUUUGAUCGGCGAUUUGCCGACAAAUAG
Aspergillus puulaauensis is the source of this 1437-nucleotide messenger RNA. It is a transcript of the gene hapX, whose product is annotated as bZIP transcription factor HapX. The record is from RefSeq and is a predicted model, not a curated record. NCBI's taxonomy places the organism in Eukaryota, Fungi, Ascomycota, Eurotiomycetes, Eurotiales, Aspergillaceae. Bases 1 to 1437 code for a protein of 478 amino acids. The transcript has a single exon. Gene Ontology annotation, cellular component: nucleus; RNA polymerase II transcription regulator complex. Gene Ontology annotation, molecular function: transcription cis-regulatory region binding; DNA-binding transcription activator activity, RNA polymerase II-specific.